This is a messenger RNA of Chironomus riparius, 1983 nucleotides long. The record is from the annotation of a GenBank genome assembly. Lineage: Eukaryota; Metazoa; Arthropoda; Insecta; Diptera; Chironomidae.
AUGAUCGACGAUAAAACGCCGAUUACAAUUCCAUAUGUUGUGAGCAGAAGUGUGGUAAAACAAGGAGAUCUUGCAAAGUCUGCAGGAUAUGAUAGGAAUAAGUCUUUAGUUCAAAACUUUAAAUCAUCAUUCGAAACAUUCAGUUUGAAGAAAACCAUAAUUGAAACGUGCCCCGUCCUUGGAUGGCUUCCUAAAUAUGAAUUUCGAAAGAGCAUAGCAGGAGAUAUUGUCGCCGGUUUUACUGUAGCAAUUAUGCAUAUACCACAGGGAAUGGCUUAUGGAUUGCUCGCAGGACUAGAUCCAGUUGUUGGCUUAUACAUGGCUUUCUUUCCAGCACUCAUCUAUUUCAUCUUUGGCACGUCUCGACACAUUAGUGUUGGAACUUUUGCUGUCGUGUCAAUAAUGACGUCAAAAAUUGUAGCGACAUAUUCGGAUCCUGAUUUUGGAAAUAAUGAAUCUCAACUAAACUCAACAUUAGAUUAUGAAGACGAAGCAAUAACAAAAAGCUAUAGCAAUUAUCAAGUAGCAACUGCAGUAACAAUGGUCUGUGGAAUAUUUCAAAUUAUUAUGAGCUUUCUCAAAUUGGGUGUAUUGGCAACAUUAUUAUCACAGUCUCUUGUUAGUGGAUUUACAACUGCCGCAGCAUUUCAUGUCAUAGUUGCUCAAUCAAAAGAUCUGUUCGGUAUUCAAGUUCCAAGACAUAAAGGAGCUUUUAAAAUUAUUUAUACAAUGCGUGAUGUAAUCAUGAAUAUCCCAAACAGUAAUCUUUACACUCUUUGUAUAUCAGUUGCUUGUGUAUCGUUUAUGAUUCUCAUGAAUGAAGUUGUUCGGCCUCUAGCUGCAAAGAAGUGUAGUUUCCCACUUCCAUCUGAGUUAAUGGCAGUUAUUGGAUUUACAAUAAUUUCAUUUGCAUUGAAUCUCGGAGGUCCAAAUUGUAAGGUUAUUGAAGUUGGAAAAAUUCCAACUGGAUUACCGGUGCCAAUGAUGCCACCAAUUGAGCUUUUACAAACAGUUGCUGUCGACUCAAUAGCUGUUUGCAUUGUUAGUUAUUCAAUAAUGAUAAGUAUGGCACUGAUAUUUGCUAAGAAGGAUAGUUAUGAAGUUCGUGCAAAUCAAGAAUUAUUAGCCACAGGUUUUGCAAAUAUUGCUGGUUCAUUCUUUUCGUGCAUUCCAUUGUCAUGCUCAUUAUCUCGUUCAAUCAUUCAACACAAGACUGGUGGAAAAACUCAGGUUGCAUCUGUAGUGUCUGCAUUGUUGAUUUUAAUAUUAAUUUUAUGGAUUGGACCCUUAUUCGAAACUCUACCUCGGGCAACACUUGCUGGUAUAAUUAUUGUUGCAUUAAAAGGCAUGGUAUUUCAAAUUAAAGACCUCAAAACUUUUUGGAAUGAAAGUGCACUGGAUGCAGCAGUAUGGAUUUUAACAUUCCUGACUGUUGUAAUUAUAGACAUUGAUAUUGGUCUCUUGGUUGGAAUAAUAGUGUCAUUUUUUGUUUUAUACAAAAAAGGAUAUAAAAUUUAUUCAUGCAUGCUUGGACAAGUACCAAAUACGGAUAUUUAUGUUGAUCUUCAAACAAAUGUUAACAUUGCUGAAUUGCCUAACAUCAAAAUAUUCCGUUAUUAUGGAUCUGUAAAUUUUGCAACACGAAACAAUUUUAAACAGGAUCUUUAUGAUAAUAUUGGAGUUAAUCAACGUACAAUCAGGAGAGCGUCUAUUUGUAAAGUCCCGGAUGAAAUAGUGAGGCUUAACAAUGAUAUCAGAAAGUUAAUAAUCGAUUUUAGUGCAAUUUCUCACAUUGACAUGAGUGGAUAUAGAACACUUUUGGAAAUUAAGAAUGAAAUGAAGCUGUUAAGUGUCUCCAUCUAUUUAGCUAAUCCAAGUAGCUGUGUAUAUGACUUAUUUGAUAGAGCUCAUAAGUUAAAGGAAGAAUCUUUUGAAUGUUUCCCAACAAUUCAUGAUGCUGUUUUAUACUCGAAUGGGUUAUAA